Molecule: messenger RNA, 1902 nt
Organism: Centruroides sculpturatus (bark scorpion)
Lineage: Eukaryota; Metazoa; Arthropoda; Arachnida; Scorpiones; Buthidae
Product: patched domain-containing protein 3-like
Exons: 2
Coding region: 246-1727 (493 amino acids)
Cellular component (GO): membrane
Source: RefSeq, a predicted model, not a curated record
GGUAUUUUAAUUUUGAAUUUUUGAAAAUAUUUAAUUAACAAUAAUAAAAUCUUUCACUUUUAGCAACAGAAACAGAUGAUACGUAUGUCUUAAUAGCAGCGUGGAGAAGAACGAAUCCAAGUUAUAGUGUAGAGAGAAGAUUAGGAGAAUCUUAUUCCGAAGCAGCAGUUUCAAUUACAAUUACGUCUCUUACCAAUUUCCUUUCAUUUCUUAUUGGGAUUACGGCACCUUUUCCUGUAGUCAGAAUGUUUUGCAUUUAUGCUUCGGCAUGCAUUUUCUUUACGUAUAUAUUCCAGAUUACUUUUUUUGGAGGAUGUAUGGCAUUGAGUGGAUACAGAGAAAAAGAAAGGAUUCAUCCUUUUGUAUUUUGGAAAAUUUGUUAUAUUGAAGAAGACACGAAUAAACCAGUGGGAGAACUCGAUAAUACAGAGACAGAUUUUAUGAUGAAAUUCUUCAAAGAUAAAUUAGGAUCUAUUCUGAUAUUACCUCCUGUUAAAAUAAUAGUAAUGUUUCUGUUUAUAACUAAUUUCAUUAUUGGAAUUUGGGGUAUGACUUAUUUAGAAGAUGGAAUGGAUAUAGGACAUUUCUUAAAGUCAAAAUCGAUUGCAAGAGAUACAAUAUUAACAACUUUAAAUUACUUUUCACAAUAUCCAUACCCAUUACAAAUUGUAAUUAAUGAAACAUUAAAUUAUGCCGAUCCCGAAAUACAAGAAAAAGUAGAAGAUAUUUUAAGUAAAAUUGAAGAACAUUCUCAUACAUCUGAUCCUUUUCUAACAUUAUCAUGGUUAAAAUAUUAUAAAGAAUUUUCUAAUACUUCAAUAGCGAAAUUUUCAUUGGGUGGUUACGAUCUUACUAAUAAACAGGAAUUUAUCGAUGGUUUAAUUAAUGUAUUUCUACGUUUACCACCCGCUAGACAAUUCAAACAUGAUAUUCUUUUUAAUAAUAAUUAUACGGAAAUACUUGCCAGUCGUUUUAUUGUUGGAUGUAAAAAUAUGUAUAGUAGAAAAAUAGAAUUACAAUUAAUUCAGGAUUUACAGAAGAUAUGCGAUGAAUCAACUUUGUCUAUAUCAACACACAGUGUACUUUUUCCUCUUAUGGAACAUGAAUUGUUAAUAAGAGGAAUUGUUCUUCAGUUAGCGUGGGUUAUAGGAUUAUUAAUUAUAGUAAUAUUUUUCCUGUUUAUACCUAAUCUUAUAUGUGCCGUUUGUGUUGCCAUUGCUAUUAUUACUACAAUAUGCGAAACUGUUGGAUAUAUGGCAUUAUGGAAUGUAAAUUUAGAUAUGGUAUCAGUAAUUCUUUUAAUUCUUAGUGUAGGAUUUUCAAUAAAUUAUCCUACACACGUUUCAUUCGCUUUUGUAAUGGCCAAAAAUAAAAAUCCUAACGAACGACUCGUACAAUCUAUAUAUGAAGUGGGUUGGCCCAUUUUUCAAGGUUCUGUUUCAACUAUAUUGGGUGUUGUUGUAUUAGCAUUUCAAGAUGCACAUUCCUUCAAAUGCUUUUUUAAAAUAGUCGUUCUAACAGCUGUACUUACAGCUUUUCACGCUCUAUUUGUACUUCCUGUGAUAUUAAGUUUAAUUGGUAAUACAGUUAAUAAUAAUAAAAGUAAAAAGAAGAAAAAACAAACAUUUUAUAAUUGGUUUAUUAGAUAUAAAGAACAAUUUAAUAAGAAAAAUGAAGAAUCUGACGAUCGUAACGAAGAAUCAGAAGCUUUUUCAACCAGUCACUGACAAAGUAACAUCUUUAUAUAUAUAUAGACCUAUAUAACAUGAAAUUAUGUACUGUAUUUACUAAAAAAAAGAAUAUUUAAUAAGUAUUUUAUGAUAAAAUUCUAUCAAUUGAAUCAUAACAUGUACUUAUUUUUAACACGAAUAUAUUUGUUUAUAUAGCAAAGAAUAUUACCAA